ACAUUAAAAAAAUUCGAAAGUAUUUCAAUUGCCUUUCAAUUCUUGACAACCUUCGAAUAAAAUUAAACAUUUCUAAAUUGAAAAGCAGAUAAAUGCGUGAACCCUUAUUUGAAAGUCCUUUUUGGAAUAACCUCCACUAUGGAAAAAAUUCGGCUGAUGAAUUUAUCGAAAAACUUGUACAAAAUUGCAAUAUCAAUCAAAAAUAAGUCAGAUGUAUCAAUUAACGCCUCUUCUCUCCAGUAUAUAGAAGACCUUUACGAAGCAUGGUUGAAAGAACCAAAUAGUGUCCACCCUUCCUGGGCUUUAUUUUUCCAAAACUCAGCUGCAGGGGAUGCAGGUUACACUCCGAAACAUCCACCAGCUUAUUUCAGUAAAAAUGAGAUGGCUUUGGGCGACUACCUAAGACAAUUCGGACUUCCUCAUGGACAUUCUCAUAGGCACUCUCACUCACAUAGAACAGGCAGUUCUGCACAAGCACAACAUGUAGAUACUCUGGAUGAAAUUGAAGAUUUUUCUGCCGUACAGCGAUUAGUAAGCACUUACCAGGAUAAAGGAUAUCUGGCAGCUGAUUUGGACCCUCUUGGGAUAACUACGAAAAAUCGUAGAGAUAAAAUAGAAAAAUGGAAAAUAGAUGCGGGGUUCUACAAAAGAGGUUUCGAAAAUCCCGAGAAAUUACAACAAAAAUUUCGGCUUCCGCACAACACUUUCUUGGGACCUGAUAAGAUGACACUAAAAGAGAUAAUUGAGAGAUGCGAAGAGGUUUACACGAAUCGCAUUGGCGUUGAGUAUCGACACAUAAACGAUAACGAAAAAAUUCGAUGGAUGAGGCAACAGUUAGAACCUCCUGGUAUUGCUGUAUUGCCAAAGGAGAAGAAAAUAAAACUGUGGGAACGACUAGUCCGUACAACAGAAUUCGAGGCCUUUUUGGCAAAGAAAUGGGCUUCCGAAAAACGUUUUGGCAUCGAAGGAUGCGAGAUGUUGAUACCAGCAAUGAAGGAGGUGAUAGAUCGGUCCACAUCACACGGAGUAGAGAACUACAUCAUCGGUAUGGCGCACAGAGGAAGACUGAACACCCUGGUGAACGUUUGCAGGAAAAAUCUGUACCAACUGUUCGCUCAUUUCAUUGGAUUGGAGGCUGCAGACGUUGGAGCCGGAGAUGUCAAAUACCAUUUGGGUUCUUCCGAUAAAAUAAUGAACCGAGCUAACAAUAAAGUUAUAAACGUAAGUCUAGUGGCAAACGCCUCCCAUUUGGAGCAUGUCAAUCCAGUAUGCUUAGGAAAAUGUCGAGCAGAACAAUUCUUUUCUGGAGAUAGAAACGGAGAUUUGGUUAUGCCCAUUUUGAUACACGGUGAUUCAUCUUUUUGCGGCCAAGGAAUUGUAUUCGAGGCAAUCCAAUUGUCUGAUUUAUCACAUUUCACUUGUAAAGGAGCUGUCCACAUCAUCGUCAACAAUCAAAUAGGAUUCACAACAAUCCCUCACUUCUAUAGAUCUUCACCCAUGUGUACAGAUGUGGCUAAAGUUAUCAACGCUCCAAUAUUUCACGUCAAUGCCGACGAUCCAGAAGCGGUAUAUACAGUUUGUAAAGUGGCAGCUGAUUGGAGAAAAACCUUCAAGAAAUGCGUUGUUAUAGAUUUGGUUGGUUAUAGAAGGAGCGGCCACAAUGAGAUAGAUGAGCCAUCUUUCACGCAGCCCCUCAUGUACAAAAUAAUAAGAGCUAAACCUCCUGUUUUGCACGAUUACACGAAGAGGCUCAUUGCUGAAGGUGUCAUAACGAAAGAAAGAGAAAAACAGUACAAAGAAGAGUACGAUAAGAUACUUGAAGACGGCUUGAACGCGUCAAGAAAAGAAACUCAUAUAAAGUUGUCCCAUUGGCUUGACAGUCCCUGGACAGGUUUUUUCAAAGGGAAGGACAAAUAUGAGGUGAAAUCAACAGGAGUGCCUGAAAAGACUCUCCAGCAUAUAGCUAAGACGUUUUCGUCACCACCACCUCCAGAACUGAAGUUCGUUACACAUAAAGGUAUCGAUCGAAUAUUGAAGCAGAGAACGGAAAUGACACAGAAACGUAUAACAGACUGGUCAUUGGGUGAAGCCUUAGCGAUUGGAUCCUUGUUAAAGGAGGGGAUCCACGUUCAGUUUUCUGGUCAAGACGUCGAGCGAGGCACCUUUUCUCAUCGUCAUCACGUCCUGCAUCAUCAGGAAAUCGACAAGGUCAUCUACAAUCCCUUGACGAACUUGUAUCCGGAUCAGGCAAAGUACUCCAUCUGCAACAGUUCUUUGUCUGAGAAUGCAGUGUUGGGAUUCCAGCUUGGCUACUCCACACACGAUCCGAAGUGUCUUGUGAUUUGGGAGGCACAGUUCGGUGAUUUUGCCAAUACUGCACAGGCUGUCAUAGACACUUUCAUCACGUCCGGACAAACUAAAUGGUUCCGGCAAUCUGGAUUACUUAUGCUGCUGCCACAUGGGUUCGAAGGAAUGGGCCCCGAACACUCCAGCGCUCGCAUUGAGCGAUUCCUGGAGCUCUGUGACGAUGACCCCGAAACAGCGCCAAAAAUCGACGAUCCACAGUUCGGAAUCAAGCAACUCCACGAAACUAACGUGAUCCUAGCCAACGUCACCACUCCAGGAAACCUAUUCCACAUCUGGAGACGUCAGGUCUACCUGAAUUUCCGGAAACCUUGCAUCAUCUUCACCCCCAAGUUCAUUCUGAGACACCCCGAGGCUCAGAGCAGCUAUGACGAGAUGGUGGAAGGUACGUUCUUUAAGCCCAUCUACCCAGACAAAGACGCCAGUACGGAGGCCAAGAAGCUGCUGUUUUGCUCAGGCAAGGUCUACUACGAACUGAAGGAGGAGAGAGCGAAGAGGAAUCUGGCGAAGGAUAUAGCUUUGGUGCGGAUAGAGCAGUUAUGCCCUUUUCCUUAUGACUUAGUCAAGAAAGAAUUGGACAAGUAUCCAGACGCACAAAUAGCUUGGGUGCAAGAAGAACACAAGUUUCAAGGUCCAUGGGCUUUUGUAACAUACAGGAUCAAUCAUCUUCUUCAGAAGCAGAAAGAAAUACUAUAUAUUGGAAGACCAGUUUCAGCAAGUACUGCUAGUGGAAAUAAGAACAUGCACCUCAAAGAACUCAAGAACUUCAUUGAUGAAGCAAUGAAAGUUUGAAAAUAAAAUAAGAAGUAUUCAUCAAUAAAUUCCUUCUAUAAAGAA
Messenger RNA from Harmonia axyridis, 3201 nucleotides. Its product is annotated as 2-oxoglutarate dehydrogenase, mitochondrial-like. Gene Ontology annotation, biological process: tricarboxylic acid cycle. The record is from RefSeq and is a predicted model, not a curated record. The transcript is spliced from 14 exons. NCBI's taxonomy places the organism in Eukaryota, Metazoa, Arthropoda, Insecta, Coleoptera, Coccinellidae. Bases 139 to 3156 code for a protein of 1005 amino acids. Gene Ontology annotation, molecular function: oxoglutarate dehydrogenase (succinyl-transferring) activity; thiamine pyrophosphate binding. Gene Ontology annotation, cellular component: oxoglutarate dehydrogenase complex; mitochondrion.